UAUUGAAUCUGCUAUUUUGAAUUUCGGGAUCCCGAUAUUAAAACAUUAUUAGCGGUUUGACUAAAAAUUUUUCCAUGCCACAGACUCGACUUGUCUCCGGAUAAAUGCAAUUUUCAAUCAAUUUGACAGAUUUUCGACACUUUCCACAGGUCUCCAAAAAAAAAGACUGUCAUUUCCACUUCUUAUACGGCUUACAGAUAUCCGUGGAACUCAAAUUUUAGGUUCCUUUUGUAGUCGGAAAAUCGACCUUUUUUAACAUCCUCCUUUACUUUAAUUUUAGUUUUAUUUAAAUUGAAUUUACAACUGUUAACUUUCACUUUAAUUUACUUAAAAGAAAAACUAACUAAUUGUUACAAACAUGGCAUCUCUCUUUUACACAAUAGUUUAUCCCUUAUAGAAAAAUACUAUUAAAUUUGCGAAAGAAUUAUUGAAUUAGUGAAUAAUAUAUUGGAGACGAAUGGUUUUCCAAUAUUUUUUAAUAGUUUUUUUGCAAGUCAAAUAGUAUUUUUUCCAUAAAAGAUAACUGUUAUAUGCUCCAAGGACAAAAGAUUUGCGUAUAAUGAUACUGCCACGUGUAUGAACCACGACUCACAAUCAGAUCCAAACUGUAAGCGAAACCGUCAGCACAUCGGCACGCACCAUUGUACAAAAAGUUAAAUAUAUAUCAGUAAAAUCAUUGGUUAUCAAGUGUAUAUCAUUCUAAAUCCUUUCAUCUCACAUGAGCAGAUUACCAGAAUACAAAACCGACACUAAUUUAAUGAAACUAAUGAUUUUUAACCAAUAUAUAUUUCAGAUUUUCUAAUAAAAAUGUAAUACUGGACAGUAUUAAAUUGGCCAGUAAUUAUUACUUAUUUUGAGUAUUAAAAGUACUAACAGCAGCGAUUUUAAUAUUUAAAAUAUGUCUUAAUUAGUGGGCAAAUUAAUGCUGCUCAAUAUUACAUUUUUAUAAGGACUGUAUACAAAUACUUUGUUUUAUUAGGUAUAUAUUUACAAGAUUUCACGCUUUUUUAAGAUUAAAUCAUGAUUUUAGGCAUAACAUCCGACAAAUGCAAAAAGUCGGGCGGGCGCAUCUAUUCAAAUUUUUAUCCACGGCACAAACGUGUUCUUUUAACUGGGGCAAUUUUAAUCUUAUUGAUUAUACUGUUCUUGACAAUCAUCGAUCUUACGUUUUCUAUAAUAUCUGGACGUGAUGUUCGUAAUGCUUCAGCUCGCAUUCAACCGGAAACAAACGUGGAACGAAUGAUCAGACUAGGUUUUCCUCUCGACAGAAGAUCAUUGUCGAAGUCCCGGGUGAUCAAUGAAGACCCAUCUUUCAACGAUCAUACAAAGCUUACGAGCCAGAUAGCACGGGUUACAGAAGGCGAUGCAUUCCCAACGAUAUAUGAAAGGGAUGAUGACACGGCCGACCGGCGUUCCAAACGGGAAGUAUCUCGCAGGAAAAGAGAUUGCAAUCUGAGCGCAAAGCACUGCGAGAAGCUGUUACAACUAGCGCAAGGCUAUCUCGCGGCUCUCGCAAAUAAGUUUUCAAAUAAGAAUGACGAAAAAUCGUUGGACUUAACGGAUAUUCUGAGAUGUCUCGAGUGCAAGAAAUUGUUGAACGACACGCUACGAUCGAAGGAUCAAUACUUCCCGCAUGAUUACACCGAGCAAAAUAGCUCGAGCAAUUUUGGUACCGCCGUCAUCAAGUUGCUGGACGAGGAUGGCAAGGCUAGCAACGAUUCGAAUCGGACAGAAGUUAAUCGGACGGAAGUGACAAAAAUCCAGCUGGUGGAGACAAACACAGUUACGAACGAUCCAUCACAUAAUUUCACGAAUCAAUCACCGAGAGAUAUCAGUGUAUCGGAAACCACUACUUUAUCAAUUGAUCAUACCAAUUUUAAUAGAAGCCAACAGAUGAACGACAGUGACGUUAACAAUUCGGAUGACAAACAGCCAGAAAGCAAUCCUGCCGCAAACGACUCGCGUACAAUAAAAGUCCAAGACGAUGAAAACGUUCCUGUCACGUCGAGAGUCGAUCGACAGCACGGUGUAAUAAGCGAAAGCAAAGGUAUCACGAACGUGACGCCGACCGAAUUGAACAGCACGGGAACGCAGUACAGCCUUACUACGAAAGAUAAUAAACAAUUCGAGACAACCACAAUUACAGUUAAUCUAGGAACAAUCGAAACAACAAUACGGACCAUUGCCGAUCUUACGAAGCAAAUUACUAAAAUCACGACGAGUGCGUCGGCGGCGCCAUAUAACGUGACCGGAAUUGAUAGGAAGACAACGAUGCAUCCUUCGACGCGUCCUUCGUACGAGGGAAGUCAAGCAGCUGCGGUGACAAACGGAUCAAGAUCGGUGGAAAGUAAUUACCGUAAUUACGAGCAGUUCAUGUCGACCAAUCAUUUUCAAGCGAAAAACAGCAGCAAACCUCUUCCAGUAACCGCAGAAAGCACGAAAUCCUAUCAACAGCUGCAAUCGAAUCCCACUAUAUGGACAAGGCCACAUCCAGUUUGCUUCUUUACUCCAUAUCCCGCCCAAUCUGCCAACACACCGUUAUCUCCGGCAUCAGCGUUUUAUCCGAGUUCUACCUCCGGACAAAGUCGCGGUUUUCCGUUCCAGAAUCUACAGAGCUCCUCAUCGCCCAAUUAUAUGCAAGUGCAAGCGAAUACUGUACAGUUUCUGCCGAGAUUUAACUACGCCGCCAAUCUAGCUCAGCCGACAGGACAAGGCGUCGGUCCCACAGGACCUGCGAUGUCAAACGCACCUAUCUUCCCGCUGAAUCAGCAGCCAACACCCGGAAUGUCCGAGCAGCCAAACAUGCCGUAUUUUUGCGGUUAUAUAUCACUGCCAAGUAUUCGAUUCCCGCCGAUCCCUGACACGUCGCAAUCCGAUCGUUCUGCCGACGAAACGAAAGACCUUCCGAAGGAAUCACAACUUCUUCCGGAAAACAGUAUUGUCGCGCAGAUUAAUCCGAAUUUCUCCUUGUUCAACAAAUGUCCUGCAAAUUAUCAUCAAUGUAAUAAUCAGUACUGCAUUCCGAGGGUAAAAUGGUGCAACGGCCGUGUCGAUUGCACCGACGCCAGCGACGAGACAAAGUGCUCCUGCAGAGAUCGGAUAUCGCGAGAUCGACUCUGCGACGGUUACUUUGAUUGUCCACACGGAGAGGACGAGCUCGGUUGUUUUGGUUGCCCAGGGGAUUCUUUCAGUUGCGAUGAUUGGGAGAAACGUUAUAAUAGUAAUAAUUGCGUAUCACUUUCUCAACGUUGCGACGGGAUAAAACAAUGUUCUAAUGGAAAAGACGAACUUGACUGCAAUAUACUUCUGGAAACACAUAUGGGUCCAAACGACGUGGUUGGUUUUAUGAUUGGUUAUGCUCAAGGAUAUUUGCAUAAAAAUGUUCGUGGAAAAUGGUAUCCCGUUUGCUCGAAAACACUUCCUUGGGCAGAGGAAGCUUGCGCAUCGGAAGUUGGUUGGCCCUUACCGUAUGUUAUCAAUAGAUGUAAUGACCAGGCCUGCUCAUUUCAGGAGUGGAAGUAUAGGCACACAAUGCCACUAGAAAUACAAACUGUCGAUGUGCCUGAAGAUGUUUUUCAAGGUCUCUAUGUAAUAGAAACUGAACUUAACGAUAUACAGACGACGACGUGUCCGGGGAAAGCAGUAUUUGUCAAGUGCCCGCCGUUACCUUGCGGCACCAAAGUCCUGCCACGUCAAAAUUUCUCUCCCAUCUCUAACGCGACGAAGAAUAGUUAUGUAUCCAAGAGACACGUGGAGGAACAAUUGGAAAUCGCGGAAUACCGAGAAAUGCUGGGCCUACUGAAUGUGAAUCAAUCGGUGUCUAAGGAGAAGAUACAAGAGCAGAAUGAUACUAUCGUUGGAACGCAAUCACGAGUGGUCGGCGGUCGUGCAAGUCAGCCCACAGCUUGGCCCUUCUUGGUUGCCAUUUACAAGAAUGGCAACUUCCAUUGUGGUGGGGUUAUUCUCAGUGAAAUUCACAUACUUACCGCGGGUCAUUGCAUGAAUAGAUAUAAGGGAUAUUAUUUUGAAAUACAAGCCGGCAUACUCAGGCAAUUAUCAUUUUCACCGUCAACACAGCUAAGAAAGGUGAAAUACGUAAUUAUUCAUCCCGAUUACAUAGAACGACAUAUGCAAAACGACAUCUCAGUAAUCAUGUUAGACAAACCUCUUCUUUUCAAUCGAUGGGUCCGCCCAGUUUGCUUGCCAGAAUUAGAAACCGCGGGUCAUGAAUGGAAAGAAGGGCCAUCGCCUGAGUCCGUGUGCGUUGCUAUUGGAUGGGGAUCUAUAAUAGAACAUGGACCAGAACCGGAUCAUUUGCGAGAAGUAGAAGUGCCGAUCUUGCCAUCAUGUAAAUAUUUAAUUGAUCAGAAUAACUCCACGAUUUGCGCCGGAUAUCCUGCGGGUGGUCACGAUGCUUGUCAGGGCGAUAGUGGUGGUCCUUUAAUGUGCAGAAAUCCAAAUUUAAAAUCUCAGUGGUACGCAGCUGGCCUAAUCAGCCACGGUGACGGAUGUGGGCGUCCAGAUGAGCCUGGUGUUUACAUGAAAAUUAGUUACUACUUAGAUUGGAUUUUACAAGCGUUUCAAACUUUAGACAACUAUGUGGCAUCUUCUUUCGGAGAUAAACCCUUGAAUUCAUGUCCAGGAUUUACUUGCCAAUCGAGCCUAGGAAAGUGUUUACCAAAACAAAAUCGUUGUGAUGGAUUUGUAAACUGUUUAGAUGCAGAAGAUGAAAUUGGAUGCGAAUUUUUGAAAAUAACAUCUGAGAGAUAUAGGGAAUCAGAUUCCAAUGAUACAUUUGUGUCACUGCAAGCAAACCAGUCCAAUAAUACCAUUGAAGAAAAUAAAGUGAGCACGGAAGCGAUUCCUAUUUCGACUUCCUCUUAUUUCUUCUAUCAGGGAGAAACAUACAGUACUGAUGAAUCAAAUACCGUAAAUAUUUAUCCAACAACGGCUGAAGUAAUGUCGAACGUUAGAUUAACGUUUACCUGCAAAAAUCUGAUUCAAACCAUAAUGAUCAACAAAAGAUGCAACAAAUACUUAGAUUGCGAAGACGGUACUGAUGAAGAAGAUUGUACUUGUAAAGAUUAUCUGUUGAAUUUCCAACCCACAGCGAUUUGUGACGGACAUCUGGAUUGUAACGACGAAACGGACGAGAAAAAUUGCGGUAUAUGCAAGGACGACGAGUUUCAUUGCAACAGAAGCAACGGAAAUUGCAUCCCACUGACAAAAAAAUGUGACGGAAUAUUUGAUUGUCCCCUAAGAGAGGACGAGGAUGAUUGCCUUGCGUUGACUGACGGAGAAUACAUAACUAUCGAUAGCGAUAAUCGACCAAUUUUGAACACAGAAGGUUUGCUCAGUAGAUAUUCCAAUGGAACGUGGAACGUAGAAUGUCCUCAAUCAAACGUAUUGAAUAAUAACACUGCAAUGUCAAUAAUUGGAGGGAACUUGUGCAAAUAUCUCGGAUUCAUCAAUCUACAAUCGGUGGAUAAGAUUGUCGUAAAUGAAACGAUCCUGGCCACGAGGUUCUUGCGGAGGUGGGAUAACGCGACGAGUUACAGAGCUUCGCCGGAGCACGUCGCGGCGAAUGCGGGAAACAAGACGUGUACAGCACUACGACUUCGCUGCAGACCGGUUUUGAGCAGCAGCGCCAACUCACAUUUGAUCGUCGAUCCGAGAACCGGAAGCCAGACCUACUUAUGGCCAUGGCUGGCUGCCAUCUUCGUCGAGGGCCGUUACCAUUGUUCGGCCUUACUCCUGGAACCGAACUGGCUAUUAUCCAGUUCGAGUUGUACAGAAGCUAUCAGAUUAUCGGUGAAUUAUACAACGGCUCUUCUCGGCCCAAGUCGCUCUUUUCUCUAUGUAGACGGACCCCAUCAGCAGAUAUCGAUUGUUGACGAGAUAAGGAACGUAAAAAGAACAAACAUUUCAUUGCUUCACUUGAAAACUGCAGUGAAUCUUACUCGUUAUGUGCAGCCACUCUUUUUAGAGAAGAAAAUAUAUCCACCGACGAAAGAAGAUUUAUGCGUGGCAAUCGGGACAGACAAUGAACAUGUGACACAAUCAAUCUUCCUGAAAUCGAUUCUUAAAAAUUGUGACAAUUGUUAUCGUUGUUUCGUCGAAGUUUUAGAGACUAAUUGCCCGGCUAAUAAAACUUCUUCGCUUUGGAGCGGAACGGUGUUUUGUCGCAGUGACAAAGCAUGGUAUCCUACGGCCGUAUUUCACGAAAACAACGGCCCGUGCAGCUUUCGAAACACGCGGAACUUGACAAGCAUCGAUUACAUCCAUGCUUAUCUCACACAAGCUUUGGAGGAAAUAUUACAACCAACGUCUGAGCCACAGUGCGACGGCAUUCGAUGUAACAUCGGGCAAUGCAUUCCUUGGAAUCAAGUAUGCAAUGGCGUGGCAGAUUGUCGAGACGGCGCGGACGAGGAAAGUGAAAUAUGUCUACAAAUGCAACAGAGCAGAACAAAAAAUGGGAUAAAUAACAAAUGUGCAAAGUCGGAGUUACGAUGCGAGAACAGCGAGUGUGUCUCGAAGAGCGCAUUUUGCGACAGUAAAGUGGAUUGCUCAGAUGGAACGGAUGAACCUGUGAUAUGCAACUGCGCCGAAUAUUUAAAAUUGACUGCACCAGAAAAAUUGUGUGACGGAAUCCGACAUUGUUUCGAUAAGACAGACGAGUCGCCAGAAGCGUGCCAAUGCACCGAAGACAGCUUCAAAUGCAAUACAGAAAGCAAAAAUCUAACCUGCAUCUCGCAAGAUUUUGUGUGCGAUGGCGAUAAUGAUUGUCCAAACGGCGAAGACGAAAUAGAUUGCAGAAAGAUACAGUUUGGAAAAAAUAGAUCCGCUGCAGGCGAAGUGGUGCAACGAUCUUACGGCGUAUGGCACACUCUAUGUUAUCCAUCAGUAGUAACGUCAGGAGAAGAAGCAGUAAAUGUAUGCCGAAAAAGCGGCUACGCAGACGGGAUUAUUGAUUACGAAUUUCAAAUUUUCGAUGAACCUGUUGUUCCAUCUCGCGAUGAUUUUUACAUGAUACGAUUAAAUUCUGACACAUGGCUAACCAUGCGUGAUGACAAGCCGCUUAUAACUCUGGUUCAGCCGGACAAACCCUGUUAUCGUCUCUUCGUCAAGUGCAAAUAGUAAAAAAAUUAUUUACAACUCUGAUGCAAAUUUAUAUUACAAAUCUUUUAUAUUUUUUUAUAUUUAUUUUUAUAAUUUCUGUAUAAAUUUCAACACUUUUCAGAAUUCUUGUGUAAUUUUACUAAUUAUUAGAUUUAAUAUAUUAACUUUAUAGAAAA
Monomorium pharaonis (pharaoh ant) is the source of this 7295-nucleotide messenger RNA. It is a transcript of the gene ndl, whose product is annotated as serine protease nudel. NCBI's taxonomy places the organism in Eukaryota, Metazoa, Arthropoda, Insecta, Hymenoptera, Formicidae. Gene Ontology annotation, molecular function: serine-type endopeptidase activity; protein binding. The record is from RefSeq and is a predicted model, not a curated record. The coding region runs from base 1021 to 7137 and encodes 2038 amino acids. Gene Ontology annotation, biological process: proteolysis. The transcript is spliced from 23 exons. Gene Ontology annotation, cellular component: plasma membrane.